This is a messenger RNA of Priceomyces carsonii, 1077 nucleotides long. RefSeq names its product Hgh1p (gene HGH1). Lineage: Eukaryota; Fungi; Ascomycota; Pichiomycetes; Serinales; Debaryomycetaceae. Bases 1 to 1077 code for a protein of 358 amino acids. The record is from RefSeq and is a predicted model, not a curated record. The transcript has a single exon.
AUGCCUAGUGAGCUUGAAGAACUAGUCUCUUUCUUACAUUCGCCCCAGCCCGCAGUUGUUCAAAUAGCAUUGGAUAAUUUGGUAGGGUAUUCUCAAGGAGCUCAGAGACAGAUAUUUAGCUAUGAUAACUACCAAGCAAUAGAAGAUUUAAAGAAGUUAGUUAAAAGUGAAGGAAAGACUGAUGUUACUAACUCUGUGACUAUCUUGGCUAAUUUAUGUGAUGAUAUCGUUAUGAGAGAUAUGAUAGCGGAUGAUGUGGAUUUUUUAAAAUACCUUGUCAGUCGAAUUAUUAAUGUCAAGAACUCUAAUGCAGACCUCAUGUGUAUAUUAUUAGCCAAUCUAGCAAAGAGUGAUGCCAUAACCAAAAUAUUUGAUAUCAAGUUAGAAAAUGUGAAAGGAAAAGGUGGACAUUUUCAGUCUGAUAAAGCCAUGGACUGUUUAAUGGAUUGUUUUGUUAAAGGAUUUGAUCGAUCUUUGAACGAAUAUGCUAAUUACGACUAUUUGGCAUAUUUUUUUGCUGAUAUAUCUAGAUAUGCUAUUGGCAGAAAGUAUUUCAUUACUAAACAGAAAUAUGAUGGUGUGGAGCCAUUAUCGAAGCUUUUGGUUUUCACUGAAAAAUAUGACUCCAAGGUUAGACGGGAAGGGGUUGCAUCAACAAUCAAAAACUCAUUAUUUGACAUAGAAAGUCACUAUCCUUUAUUGAGUGACGAGGACAUAAAUUUGUUACCUUAUAUACUCUUGCCUAUAGCUGGUCCUGAAGAUAUUGACGAAGAAGACAUGUUCAAGUUACCUGAAGAAUUGCAGCUUCUACCUUCAGAUAAGAAAAGAGAGCCCUUGGCAUCCAUCAUCUGUACUCAUUUGGAAUCUUUAUUACUUCUUUGCACAACGAAAGAAGCAAGGAAUUACCUAAGAGAUCAUGGUAUUUAUCCUUUGAUUAGAGAAUUACACAAGUCAACCGAAUCAGAGGAGGUUGCUGAGUUAUGUGAUAGAUUAGUCCAGCUUUUGAUGAGAGAUGAAGCAAAAGACGAAGUUGAAGAGGAGUCCGACGAGGACGAAAAAAUUGUAGAAGUUUUGUGA